Perca flavescens (yellow perch) is the source of this 1041-nucleotide messenger RNA. RefSeq names its product retinal homeobox gene 1 (gene rx1). Gene Ontology annotation, molecular function: DNA-binding transcription factor activity, RNA polymerase II-specific; RNA polymerase II cis-regulatory region sequence-specific DNA binding. Lineage: Eukaryota; Metazoa; Chordata; Actinopteri; Perciformes; Percidae. The record is from RefSeq and is a predicted model, not a curated record. Bases 1 to 1041 code for a protein of 346 amino acids. Gene Ontology annotation, biological process: positive regulation of transcription by RNA polymerase II. The transcript has 3 exons.
AUGCAUUUAUCACUGGAUACCAUGAGCAUGGUGGACGACAGCUGCCUCUCACCCAGCCACUUCCACGAAAUGGGGAAGGGUGGGGGCGUCACUGUGGGGGGCUGCGUCCACAGCAUCGAUGUCAUUCUGGGUUUUAGUAAAGACCAGGACCCCAUGCUCAGCCCUGCUGGGGCCCCACGGCCCCAUAAAGUGGACAUAGAUGGCCUGGCAGAGCCUGGGAGGCAGCAGGAGCUCUCAUCACACCCGACCUACAGCGGCCACCUUUCCUCCCUUAGAAACGGCAGCACAGAGCAGCAGCAGCAGUACCAUGAUACCAGCUUAUUCACAAACAAAUGUGAUGAGUUGCUGAGUGAGCUGAGGACGAGUGUCGAGAGUGAUGAAGGCAAGUCUCCAGAGCCAUGCAAGGAUGAACAGCCCAAGAAGAAGCACAGGCGCAACCGCACCACCUUUACCACCUACCAGCUGCACGAGCUGGAGCGUGCCUUUGAGAAGUCCCACUACCCGGACGUGUACAGCCGCGAGGAGCUUGCCGUGAAGGUGAACCUCCCGGAGGUCCGAGUUCAGGUCUGGUUCCAGAAUCGCAGAGCUAAGUGGCGUCGGCAGGAAAAAAUGGAUGCUAGCACUAUGAAGCUUCACGACUCGCCCAUGCUUUCCUUUAACCGCCCAGCACCAGUUCACACCAGCAUGGGUCCGAUGACCAACUCCCUCCCCUUGGACCCCUGGCUGUCCUCUCCCCUGUCCAGCGCCACACCGGUCCACAGCAUACCGGGCUUCAUGGGUCCAGCUCAAGGCCUCCAGCCCAGCUACCCCAGCCACAGCUUCCUCAACUCCACUCCUCACCCUCAUCCUCACUCUCAUCCUCAUCCGUCCAUGGGCCAGGGGAUGCAGAGUAUGGCGCCUCCUCCAUACCAGUGCACAGCACCGUACCCUAAUAAAUAUCCUCUGGAGGAUGUGGACCAGCGUAGCUCCAGUAUCGCUGCUCUGAGAAUGAAAGCCAAGGAACACAUCCAGUCAAUGGACAAGACCUGGCAUCCUAUGUGA